GUUAUAUGAAGUUUUCGGUAUUGAUCGAUCUGUAGCUUCUUCUUUCUAUCUCGUGAAUGGUUCUUAUUUGGUGUUUUUUUGGCUCGUCUGGACUUCCUUCUAGGGUUCAGUCUUUUUUUUUUUUUUUUUUGUUUUUCUUACAGAUUUACGUUGAUUCUGCAGUAGAAAUGUUAAUAGAGUAAGAAAGAAGCUUCAAAGUCUGAUCUGAAGUUUCACCGAAUCAAGGUUUAAAGAAGCGAAGAGAAAUGGCGUCGUCGUCCAAUUCUCCGUGCGCAGCGUGCAAGUUUCUUCGGCGAAAGUGUACACAAGAAUGCGUGUUUGCUCCAUAUUUCCCACCGGACCAACCAACAAAGUUUGCUAACGUGCACAAGGUAUUCGGCGCAAGCAACGUUGCCAAGAUCCUCAAUGACCUACCCCCGGCGCAUAGAGAAGACGCAGUGAACUCACUGGCCUACGAGGCAGAGGCGAGGCUUCGAGAUCCUGUGUAUGGCUGUGUGGGUCUAAUCUCACUCCUACAACAAAAGCUGAAGCAUGUCCAUUCUGAUUUGACCAAUGCCAAGAAAGAACUCGUGAACUACAUAGGCCCAUCAGCGAUGCUUCCUCUCAGCCAUCAACAACAUCCUCAACAUCAGCUCAUGUACCAACAACACCCAUACCAGAACCCUUCUUCCAACAUGGUUCCCUAUGGAAUGCCCCAGGUAGAGAUGAAUAUGUCGCCACAAGCCCAAGCACAGGCCCAGCUAUUAUUGCGGGAGCAACAACAGCAACAGCAGAUGAUGGAAGCACAGCAUUUAGCCGCAGUUGUAGCUGCUAGAGAGCAACAGGAGAUGAUGAGGAGCUACGCAGAGCAGCAGCAGCAACAGCAGCAACAACAGCAACAACAGAUGAUGGAGGCACAACAUCUAGCCGCAUUAGUAGCUGCUAGAGAGCAACAUGAGAUGAUGAGGAACUACGCACAGCAACAGCAGGUUCAGCAGCAGCAGGCGCUUGACAGGUUCAAUAGUGGCUUUGAUGGGACUACCAGGGUAACUGAGGGAGAUGGUGUUGAAUUUAAUCAGUUGAGCACGGCGGCGAUAACUUCUUCCUCCUUGGCUUUGGUUCCAUUAGACAAUCCCUUCCAUGUCCAGCAACCGCAGCAAGAGCAUCCACAUCAUUAUCCACACCCGCAGCAGAGAGAUCUGAACGAUGAGGUUAACAGCCUUCAUCUGUCUUCUUAAUUCUGGUCUUCCUCUUUGCCUGCCAUGGCUUUUCCUUUGAUCUCGGCUUGCUUGCU
Messenger RNA from Telopea speciosissima, 1273 nucleotides. Its product is annotated as LOB domain-containing protein 36-like. The record is from RefSeq and is a predicted model, not a curated record. The transcript has 3 exons. The coding region runs from base 246 to 1217 and encodes 323 amino acids. Lineage: Eukaryota; Viridiplantae; Streptophyta; Magnoliopsida; Proteales; Proteaceae.